UAGCGAUGUCCCUCGCGCAUAUUCUUGUGCCAGUGGUGAUUUCAUAGUAUAUCAAUUGAAAUACUAACAGAAACACAUACAGGGUUCAGCUAAAGUACGCCCUUUUCAUCACUCGAAAUCUGUAGCCUGAGUGAAUAUGAUUAGUUCGACGAAAACAUUCCCAUACGAUGAAAACUGCAUUUGUCGGCUAUCACUUAGAGGGCGCAGGGCAGGCAAAAUCAUGUUUUGUUUACAUUAGACACAAACCGUCUGCUUGAGAUUUCGUUCGAGAGCUUGUUAGUUGGUUAGCGAAGUUGGCAUGUUUUCUAAUCUUUUUGGUCAUUUUUUGUGUGUCUCAGUGUGCUAACCAGCGCUUCAAAAAAACGUGUCAAAAGUGUGUAGUGCCCCGAGUCUCCGGUCGGCGCCGGUCAGCAAUGUCCUCACCGGACAGCAACGCGCCUACCGCCGACUCUAACUCGAAUUUAGAUUCAGCCGCUGACGAGAAAACCAAGGACUCGAUCAUAUCACAGGAGUCUCAUAACUCACAGAAUUCUUCUAAGAUCUCAGAUAAUCCUAUGGAACCACAUGACGGAGUGCUGGAUUUUGAGGAAGACGGUCCGGAGCCAGGAGACAAUAAGUACGAUGAUGCCAAUUCCCGCUCGCCUUCCGUUUCGCCGUUCCGAUCUGGUUGUGGGAGUCCGGCCGGCGGCAAACCACCGGCUUGUGAUGACGGUAACGAUGAAGUGAGCAAAGACGGAGCCGACGAAAUUGAACUCCCUGAAGAAGGAGAGGAAAAGGAAGAUCAACAAGACGAAGAUGAAGACGAGGAUGACAAGGUGGUUGAAAAAGAAAAACAAAAGAAAAAACGUAGUGAAAGUGACCUCGAAGACGGCGAAGUAACGGAUUCUGAAGAUGAGGAGGGCGAACGUUUCAGCAGCCCCUCUAAGGCUGACAAAGAUAAGCCGGCUGUGUGCCGAUUUUUCAGUCGAGGACAAUGCACGUGGGGCAAUCAAUGUCGUUUUAUUCACCCAGGUAUGCAGCCCGGUGGACCAGGAGGCCCGAUGAGCGGACCACCUGGCCCUCCCUACGGCGGCCCGCCUCCACACCCACCCCAUGGGCCACCGCCACGUCUGUUUGGUGGGCCCGGUGGGCCAUUUCCACCAGGACCCCAUUUUCCGCCACCUCCAAUGGCACCUGUGGAGUCCGCAUGGGAACGCGGUUUACGUAACGCGAAGGAAAUGCUCAAAGAGGCUAAUCGGCGGCGCGAGGAGGAUCCCGCCUUUGAAGACCGCAAGCUGCAUCAAGGGUUGCAGGCAUCCCCUGUCAGGGAUUUGUCACCUCCACGCGUCUCACCAUCACCUUCGCCACCUCUACGUAGCAAAAUGUAUGGAACAUACGAACGGCACCGUGAAGUCCCUCGUUCCUUGUCGCCGGUAAAUGUCGAUCGUUUACGACAGGAGCGAUAUGCAGCGGCUGAAAGGGAACGAGCACGUGCCGGUCCUGGAGAUGUCUGGAGAGAUCCGUGGAUGCGGUCAAAAUCACCGAUUCGUGGUCGCCCACGCCGCAGGAGCAGAAGCUGGUCGUCACGAAGCUCUUCUUCAUCAUCAGGCAGCUCAUAUUCGUCGUCACGAAGUUCUUCAUACUCAAGAUCACGUUCUCGUGACCGAAGACGUAACUACGGCGGCCGGAGUGGUCCCCCCAUGGGAAGAGGACCACGCGGGGGUGGUGGGGGAGGAGGAGGCGGGGGGCGUCAGAGGUACCCGUCGGAACGAGGUGGGCGACUGGUUGCUAGCCCGUCACCUACCCGAUAUAGACGAGGGGGUAUAAAUACGGCUGGCACUGGAGGCGGAAGGGGUCGUAGACGAUCUUCGUCCUCAAGUUCAUCGUCCUCCCGGUCUCCCUCGCCUCGUCGUAGAAGGUACAGCCGCUCCAAGACACCUGAAGGUAUCCCACGCAGACCCCGGCAAGUAUCACCACUUGGUCGUCCGAUAGGAACUCAAAUAAAAAUGAAUUUACUUGACAAGUCAAAAAAGCUUCCCGUGAAGCGGCCGUUCAGCGCGAGUCCUAGUCGAUCGCCAUCCCGCAGUCCAAAGAAGCUUCGUGUUUCACCGUCGCCACCGCCGAAGGCAGUCGAGAAAGAAAACAAGGACAAGAAAAAGGAAAAGGACAAAAAGUCGGACGCGGCGAAACGCGACGAACUGAUGCGCCAACUGAAGGCUGUUGAAGACGCCAUCGCUAAGAAAAAGGCCAAAACCUAAAUAAAUAAAACUGCGAUAAAGCCGAGUAUUGCCGAUUACUGAUUAUGGGGUAUCAAGUACGAUUACGAUUUUGAUGACUCUAAUUCUGUUGGGGACCGGGAGUGCUUGAAGCUCCAAGAAGGAUGUCUUCAAUUGUUGCAACUGUAUCUAGAUUUUGUGAAUUUCUCAAGGCUUGUAUUUUCCGAUAAAGUAUAUUACCAUAAAGCGCUGACGAUUAAGAAAAUCAUUAUUAAACUAUUAUUAUUAUUAUGAUAACUAGUAUAAUUAUUGUACUAUUAUUUUAUAAUUACAUUAUCAUGGAGGCAAUGUAUAUCAAUAAAUUCGCUAAGCACAUACUACCAUUAAUUUUCAUUUUUAAGGCUGAUAGACAUAUAUGAUAAACUCCGUUCGUUUGGGGUGAACGAAGGGAUUGAAGGCUAUAGCGUUCGAUUCUCAUUUCAUGAUUAACGUUUAGCUGACACUUAUAUCGAUGUGCUCCAGAGCCGCACACUAUAGAAGUUGACGCCGUGCGCGUAUCUUAAAUGUGUACAGCGUUUCAUGGAAAUGUUUAGAGCCAUUAAUUAAUAGCCGUGUAUGAUAAUAAUAAGCCGCUACGGCAGGCGGCGGAUUUGCUAUCAUUCUCCGCAGCCGUCAACAUGGAGACGAUAGCCUAUUAUUCUCGCUAAUCCAACUAUUAGUAUUAUGAAAACCAACGGAAACGCAAGACUAAUAGUGGGAAAACUAUGUAAAAAGUAUCUACCAUGUUUCAUAUUUACUUGUGCUCUGCGACUGUGUACAACUGUGCCCUCUCCGAGUAAUUCGUCAUCCGAAUUGUCACAACAUCAAGUACUGUUUCUAUUAAUAAUAAGUAAUUGUUGUCAAAGAAAUAAAAAUGUUUAGUUUUUUUUUUGUCACCUUUAAACAUUAAAGUAACUGUAUUCGUUCGGAAAAAUACAAAAGUCACACACUGCCGCUGGAAAAGUUUCGAACUGGUAAACUUUACUUUUCACAUUGGUAACCUAAUAAAGGUAAGAAAUGAUUGUACAAUGACUGUAAUGGGUUAUAUGGAAAAUGCGCCCGCUAUAAUGCUCUGUUUGCUGUAGUGAUGGAAUGCGUUCAUUAAUUAAACCCUUCAACUGUAAAGACUAACGAUAGACUGAAUAAAUUCAUACAUUACACAUAUUCACUUUGUUGUACCUACCAAAUCAUUCAUUUGAUUAUUUCAAAACUUAUUUACCUCGUUCGGUUAUUUUUGUUUAUAUCCGAAAAGGCAUUUACGUCUAAAACUGGCCAUGGAACUGAUAUUUUUUUAACGAAUUCGUCAUUAUUUUGGACAGAAACUGGCUCAUCGAGGUUAACGAACUUGCGUUUCUGAGAGUAGUAAAAAUGUGAAAAUCUAAAGGAGCGAGUGGCUAACGGUUGGUAGCUAAAUUAUUAUAAACUUAUGUGUAUGCUGGACUUCAGAUUUUACACGCGGAAUUUUAGCACGUCUUGUCAAUGAUGUGUUUGUAAAGGCUUAAUUUAUUUUUAUUAAUUUUGUAUUCACAAUUUUACCUUAAGACAAAAAAAGUGUUUCGAAGAGCGUCAGAAGUGUAUUGGAGAAAAACUAGAUGAAUUUCUUUAUUCUUGCCCUCGGCCUCAAUAAGCAUUACAAAAUUCUAAUCAACUGAGUACAUCAAUUGGCUAAUUGAUCGAUAGUGUCUUAAAUCCACUCUAGAUACAAGUAUAAAAUUGUGACGUUUCAUAAUUCUCGUCAGUCUCAUCGUGUUUUUCUAGAACUGUACUUGAAAAUUAUUGGGAAAAAAUCGAGUUGGAGUUUGCUCAACGACUACUCCAGAGCGAGCAAUGAUUAGUUAGUGAGAAUUUUGGUAA
Varroa destructor (honeybee mite) is the source of this 4088-nucleotide messenger RNA. RefSeq lists its product as uncharacterized. The record is from RefSeq and is a predicted model, not a curated record. Lineage: Eukaryota; Metazoa; Arthropoda; Arachnida; Mesostigmata; Varroidae. Gene Ontology annotation, cellular component: precatalytic spliceosome. Gene Ontology annotation, molecular function: RNA binding; metal ion binding.